This is a messenger RNA of Prunus armeniaca (apricot), 945 nucleotides long. NCBI's taxonomy places the organism in Eukaryota, Viridiplantae, Streptophyta, Magnoliopsida, Rosales, Rosaceae. The record is from the annotation of a GenBank genome assembly.
AUGAAACCUUUGCCCAUGUGGCAAGAGGCUGAAGACAAAGUGUAUAGGCUAAGAAAGGCCCUCUGUGGUCUAAAACAGGCACCAAUGGCCUGGUAUAGUGAAAUUGACACAUACUUAAUUCACUGUGGCUUUUAUAGAAGCUCAAGUGAAGCAACUUUAUAUAUGAAGAACAAGGAAGGUGUUGGUAUUUUGAUUGUGUCAAUCUAUGUUGAUGACAUAGUGUACACAGGAAGUAGUGCAGAAAUGAUGGAAGAGUUCAAGGCUGAGAUGAUGUGCAAAUAUGAGAUGUUAGAUUUGGGUUUACUCCAUCAUUUUCUCGGAAUAGGGGUACCUCAAACUGAAGGGAGUAUAUUUAUACACCAAAGAAAAUAUGUUCUAACUCUCUUGGACAAAUUUGGGCUCAAAGACUGCAAGCCAGUAAGCACUCUAUUGGUUGCCACUGAUAAACUGAAAAGAGAGGAUGAAAGUGAUCCUGCAGAUGAGACAACUAGACCAAACAUUAUGUUUUCUGCUAGUUUGCUUGCACGUGACUACAGUGGAUCUGAGGAGGACAUGAAAAACACCUUAGGGUAUGCUUUUUCAUUUGGAAGUGGUGCAUUUUCAUGGGCUUCAAUUAAGCAGCACAAUGUAGCACUUUCAACUGCAGAAGCAGAGUAUGUUAGUGCAGCUGAAGCAACCUCUCAGGCCAUUUGGCUUAGGUUUGUGCUCAAGGACUUUGGAGAAGAGCAAGCUGCUGCAACUACUCUAUUAUGUGACAACACUUCAGCUAUAGCCAUGUCUAAGAAUCCGGUGUUUCACCAAAGAACCAAGCACAUUGACAGGAAGUUUCACUUCGUUAGAGAUACAAUUCAAGAAGGUGUGAUUGAUUUGGUCUACUGCAAAGGUGAAGAACAAAUUGCUGAUAUUUCACCAAGGCUCUUCCCAAUGACAGAUUCAACUAUUUGA